AUGAGCACUUCCCUCACGUUGGCCGAGUUGACCAACAUUGCCAUUCCAAAGUGUGGAGUGGUGAACUUUGGCGCCCUGCAUCUCGUGCUCCGGGGCAUUUUGGAACACCUUCACUUGGAGGAGCUUAAGAAAGACCUCUCCGGGGAUGAGGACUUCCUCCAGACCUCGGGGAUGCCUAAACCCAAGGAAGAUGCUGCUCAGCCCAUCCUUCCAUCCAUGAAGCAGCUUGUCGAUUUUGACCAAGUGCUGAGCCGUAUUGACAAGUUAGAGAGUCAGCUGUCCAGCCUGAAGGACCUGCCCUCCACUGCCCAGCUCCUACAGGGCAGCAUGGGAACCAGGCGGCCCAUGGAGGACCUGUGGAAUUUCAUCAGGCUCCAGAAGAAGACAGAAUCCAAUGAGGAGGCCAUAACAAAGGCCAUGCAGAUCCUGCAGGAUUUGCUCAUUGAACUUCAUCUGUUCAAGGUCACUGUUGACUCACUCAAGAAGGACAUGGACAAGCUGAGGGACAUAUUUGAGAAGAUUCGCCCAGAAAAACUUGAUGUGGUUGCUGAAGGCUUAAGAAUGGAGAGCCGGAGGACGAGCGCCCUGCAGCGGGAAGUGGUCACUAUCCAGACCAAGCUUCAGAACAUCCCCAAACCCGAGGAAGUGGUGCUGUGGAGUAGCCUCCAUGAGGCCAUGUUCACUGGGGCACUUGUUCUGCCAAGGAGUGAGCAGACCAGUGAGCAGUUGCCAGCAGCCACCUUUGCUCAGAGGGAGGCCUUGGAGGAUGGUGUCCAACGCCAUACCUCCCUACAGAGGACUUCUGGACAUUAUGAUGGCACAGAAAUCCAGUUAGAGCCUGUGGAGGUGGUUCCCCUCCGCGGCCUGGGCCUGGGCCUGGACCUGUGCCUGGGCUUGGACCUGCCCCUGGGAUUGCACCUGGGCCUGAACCUGAACCUGCACCUGGACCUGGACCUGCGCCUGGGCCUGGGCCUGGACCUGCACCUGGACCUGUGCCAGGGCCAGGGUGCUUGGCCCUUUUUGGACUUGCCUGCCCCGGGUCCAUCAUUCUCCCUGCAGCCUCUUCCCACACAGUUGCUCGCAGCUAUACCACCAUCCAGGGAAAUAGGAUACUCGUGGCCUAGUCCCCUGAAGCCACAUCAGUCUCACAGGACAGGGCCCCGCCAGCUCCCAGCUGUCGAAGAAAUGGAGGAUGAAUAUUCCUACCCCCGCCGUAAGGGAGCCCCUCAGGAAGAGACCCCCAGGCGUGGAGCCCAAGUGGAUGCAAGUUCGGAAGCACAUCUUAAGCAUCCUGGGUCUGGCUUGAAGCGAGCUAAAACCACUGCCGCCGUGGCUGCUGCCACUGCAGCAGCCUACGCAGCUGCUGCCACUUCAGCAGCUAGGGCAGCGCAUGCUGCCGCCAAGGCAAUCAAGGAGGCCUCUGCCACUAAAUUGGCUACCAGAGCCCCAUCUGGGCCCUUUUCCGAUAGUCUGGGCAUAGGGUCUUCCCGUGGGGCUACUGUCUCCACGAGCUUAAGUGAUGACGAAGAGGAGGAAGACAUGCAGAUCUCUGUUGGUAGAUUCUCCCCAUCGUAUACUUCCCCCAGCCUACCCAGGUUAGCCUUUUCCCAGGCCAUGAUACUUGGCAGUCAGGCUGUAAGCCCUGAAGACAAGAAGAAGGCUGUCCAGUACUCCAUGAGCCACAUUGCCCAAAUGCCUAUCACCCAGGACUCCCUGAAAACAGAGUUCUCCAAGCUCUCAACCAACCUGCAGCAACGCCUGACUUAUCUAGGUAAAAUAAAAGACACCUCCAGGUUUGGAGCCACACUGGAGUCACUUCAAGAGAAGCUUAACAACCUCCAGAAAUCCAGGCUCCAGGAAGAAGAACUUGAGAGAAUUUGGGGUACCCAAAUAGAGUCAAUGAAGAAUCAAUAUGUGGUACUGGACCGAGCGAUAGGAAGGCUCCAGAAUCGCCUAGAUGACUUCAAGUCUUUGCAGCCUCAGAUCGACAGGCUGAAUCGGGAGAAAGUGAAUAAAAGCACAAUGGACAAAGAGCUGAAAGAAAAAGCUGAAAAGAGUGCUCUGGCAAGCAAGGUGAACAGGAAUGAACUGGACGUAAUAGCCACAGAGCUGAACGAGAUGGUGCAGAGCGUGCUCUUCAAGGUCACGACCUAUGAGGAAGACUGGAAGAAGGCACUGGGGCAGUUCAAGAAGGACCUGGCCACCAAACUGGUCCCCAAUGACCUGGAGGCUAUGAAGAAAGACAUAGAGGAGAUAUGGCGAGUGGUCCUCAAGCUGGUGGUGGACAGCCUUCGGUUCGACCCCGACUGUGCUGCAGGCUUUAGGAAGAAGCUCUUUGAGCGGGUGAAGUGCAUUUCCUGCGACCGGCCUGUGAAGAUGAUGACCAGCCCGCAGCUGAUCACCAUCCGCAAAGGCAACCUGCCAUCGAGGCUGCGGCCAGCUAGUGCCAAUGGCUAUGAGUACCUGGAGCAGGAGCUGCUGAGGGAACAGAAGUUGCAGAUACAGGACCUGGACCCCCUGGGUACCCAGCAGGACUGGGGUGAUGGGCCCCGAAACACUGCCACCAGGCAGAGGACAUACAACAUGACCACGCUCUAUCCUUACGGGGACCCGGAAGAGCUGGACUAUGACACUGCAGAGGUGGACAUCCUGGGUGUGGAUGGAGUCUUGUAUAAAGGCCGCAUGAACACCCAGAUUGGGACUCAGCCUCCUCUCGGGGAGAAGGAACUGACAGCUGUGAAGAUUCCAUGUCCCCCGCCUGCUGCCCAGCCCCCAAGUGAUCGAAUGCGCUCCAAUGCCUUAACUGGUGCUGUCCAUGCCCCCCCUGGCUUCCCAGGCUACCGCACAGGUGACAGCGCCACCUCCCGCCCUGUAUCCACAACGCUAUCACGGCCGCCAUCCAUGCUACCACUGCUGCCACUGGUGAUCCCUCCCAGGGGGGACUCCCUACAGGCCCAAGUGCCCCCCAGGCACCAGAGAUUUGCACACCUUGAGUCCAGAAUCACCAUGCCGUCUGCAGAGGAGUCCACCAACUCCACCAACUCGACUGUGUCCAAAUGA
Molecule: messenger RNA, 3060 nt
Organism: Perognathus longimembris pacificus (Pacific pocket mouse)
Lineage: Eukaryota; Metazoa; Chordata; Mammalia; Rodentia; Heteromyidae
Gene: C23H16orf96
Product: chromosome 23 C16orf96 homolog
Exons: 19
Coding region: 1-3060 (1019 amino acids)
Source: RefSeq, a predicted model, not a curated record